GCGGCCCCCCGGGACCCCCAAAACUGCACACCCCGACCCCAAAACUGCACACCGGGACCCCGAACCGCGCCCCCGGGGCACGGGGGGACCCCCGACAGACCCCCGCGAUGGCUGCGGAGGGACCCCGCGCCCCGGGAGCCGCCGGGCCCCUGCCGGGCGGGGCCCGUGAGGGUCCGGGGGUGGGUGGGGGGGGUGAGGAGCCGGGACCCCUCACGGCCCGCCCUGUCCCCCCAGCCCCGGCCGAGAGCGGCUGCUCGGACGAGUUCGCCCUCGACUGCACCUUCGCCGCCUGCGACCCCGAGCACACAGGGUCGGUGCUGCCGCAGCGGGUGGUCGAGUACGUGGCGGCGGUGACGGGGCACAGCGGGCACGAGGGGCGGCUGCGGGCGCUGCGGCGGGCGCUGGACCCCGCGGCCUCGGGGGCCGCGCUGGACCUGCCCCGGUUCCGCGCGGCCAUGGGCACCUGGAUCGCGGCGUGUCGGCAGGACGGGAGCGCGUGGCUUGGCGAGGAGCAGGAGGACACGGAGAGCAGCGAGCCCAGAGCGGCACUGGCUGAGGAGGACGGGCGCGCGGCCCUGGCAGCCGCCCAGCUCCAGGGUGGCAGCGGCGACAGGGACGUCACCAGCCCCGCCGAAGCCGCUGGGCUGCGCAGCCGUGCCAGGCAGCUGGCCGCCCACAACACGAAGCUGCAGCGGGACGCCGAGCUGGCCGAGGAGCUGAACGCCCGCCUGGCCGAGGAGACGGCUCAGCUCCAGGCUCAGCUGCGGAGCAGCCGGCAGGCGCUGGAGCAGGCCAGGGCGGCCGCCGAGGAGCUGGAGGACCUGAAGGCCGUGGCGAAGGGGCUGGAGGAGGAGAACGGCGAGCUCCGGCGGCAGGCGCGGCACAUGGAGAAGGAGCAGCGGAGCCUGUGCUUGCGGGCCGAGGGGCUCCAGGAGGAGAACCAGCGGCUGCUCGCCGAGGGCCAGGGGCUGCGGGAGCAGAUCCAGGCGCAGACGGCCCGCGUGGCAGACCUGGAGGCCCAGCUCUGCCGUGGCACCGUGCUCCUCUCCGCCCGGGACGCCGCCCUCGCCCAGGCGGGGCGGCGGGCGCAGGAGCUGGCGGUGGCACUGGAGGAGUACGACCGGGCGGUGCAGGAAUUGCGGCUGGAGACGAUGCAGCUGCGGCAGCAGCUGGGCCGGAUGAGGGACGCCUGGGCCAUGCGCCCCUGGUGCCCCCUUGACCAGGCCACGGACAUCGCAGCCACAGCGGCCACGGCGGCACCGAGCCAGGUAAGGGAGGGGGCACCGGGGUCCCUGUGGGCUCCCCACAGCCACUGACCCCCCCGUAUGACCCCCGGCCCACUGCCCUGCCAGGGGACAGGGCACACGGAGGAGGAGGAGGAGGAGGAGGAGGAGGAAGGCUCUGGGCCAGCAGUGCCCGGAGCCCCGGCGGGGAGCAGUGAGGAGCCAGCCCGGCCGCUGGUCCCGCGAGUGGCACCGUGGGCGCCGUGGGCACUGGCACUGCUGGCCCUGCUGGCCCUGCUGGCCCUGCUCUACCUCCUGCCCCCCCGCUGGCCCCAGCCCCAGCUGCGCUACCGGAGCCCCCCACCCCUGUGAGCCCCUCUCCCCUAAUAAAGACCUGUCGGGCAGGACGGUGCCA
Messenger RNA from Pipra filicauda (Wire-tailed manakin), 1638 nucleotides. It is a transcript of the gene KASH5, whose product is annotated as KASH domain containing 5. Gene Ontology annotation, biological process: chromosome localization to nuclear envelope involved in homologous chromosome segregation; spindle localization; actin filament organization. The transcript has 12 exons. The record is from RefSeq and is a predicted model, not a curated record. Gene Ontology annotation, molecular function: dynein complex binding. The coding region runs from base 108 to 1316 and encodes 402 amino acids. Gene Ontology annotation, cellular component: meiotic nuclear membrane microtubule tethering complex; chromosome, telomeric region; meiotic spindle pole. NCBI's taxonomy places the organism in Eukaryota, Metazoa, Chordata, Aves, Passeriformes, Pipridae.